AAAGGGGAAACGGAUAACUGAAUUAGAAGCUCUGCCUCUUUCUAUUGCCAAUUCCUCCGUUUCUCUUCAAAGCUUUGCAUCAAUGGCUCGUCUUGCGAACUUAAACGGUGUCUCGGAGAAGUUCUCCGCCAUUCCCAAGCUUUCGAAGCUUCAAAAGACUCGUAAGAGAUCGAAAAUAAUGGGGCUUCUCGAGAAACAAGCGGAGGUUUCCUCUCAUGAAGUCUCAUUGACAAGAAGAUUAGCUCUUACCAGUCUCACAUCUGUCGCUCUCUUUGGCAAUGCAUCGGUCGAGAUCGCUUCUGCUAACGAGUACUGGCUCGAUGGCCCUCUGCCAAUCCCUUCUGUUUAUAACAACAUAGCGAACGAGAAAACAGGUACUCGAUCGUUUUUGAAGACGGGGAUUUACAUAGCUAACAUAGGGACGGAAGGGAGAAAAUACAGAUUGAAGAGAUAUGCGUUUGAUCUUCUGGCUAUGGCGGAUUUGAUUGGGAAAGAUACUUUGAACUAUGUGAGGAAAUAUCUUCGACUCAAAUCGACGUUCAUGUACUACGAUUUCGACAAUGUUAUUUCGGCAGCAGAAGACGGUGAGAAGCAGCCUCUCACCGACUUAGCAAACCGAUUAUUCGACAACUUCGAGAAGCUUGAAGAUGCAGCAAAGCAGAAGAAUCUGAGUGAAACUGAAGCUUACUAUCAACAGACAACGCCUAUACUUCAAGAAGUUAUGGAUAGAAUGGCAUAAACUGUGGAAGUUUUUGAGAAGAUUAAGGAUCAGUUUCCUUUUUUUUCCACUGUUCUUCUGUUGUUCUUGUUUAUAAUUCGAUUCGAUUUUGCAUCCAUAUAUAAAUGUGGCGUAACGAUGCAAUAAUAGUGGUUCGAGUGUUUAAUCUUAGUUCAACAA
Messenger RNA from Cucurbita moschata (crookneck pumpkin), 898 nucleotides. Its product is annotated as photosynthetic NDH subunit of lumenal location 3, chloroplastic. The record is from RefSeq and is a predicted model, not a curated record. Gene Ontology annotation, biological process: photosynthesis; photosynthetic electron transport chain. Bases 83 to 739 code for a protein of 218 amino acids. Gene Ontology annotation, molecular function: calcium ion binding. Lineage: Eukaryota; Viridiplantae; Streptophyta; Magnoliopsida; Cucurbitales; Cucurbitaceae. Gene Ontology annotation, cellular component: photosystem II oxygen evolving complex; photosystem II; chloroplast. The transcript has 3 exons.